Messenger RNA from Funneliformis mosseae, 461 nucleotides. The record is from the annotation of a GenBank genome assembly. Lineage: Eukaryota; Fungi; Glomeromycota; Glomeromycetes; Glomerales; Glomeraceae.
AUGCAACAAGCAAAAAUUCCUAAAGUUAUUAUCAUCGGUGCAGGCCCAGGGGGACUUGCCCUUUACAUCGAUGGCAAGGCCAUUCCAGAUCCACUUCCUGAUGUAGAAUUCCAUGGAAUCUCAAUCAUUAACCAUGCAGGAAAUCUUUUAUUAAGGCCACCAACUAAACAAGUUCAAAACUUACAAGAAAUUGUAAAGAUACCUGAUGAUCUUUCAAUUAUAAUUUCUUAUCAAACUAAAGAAGGUGUUUGGGUAACUUUUGAUGAUGGUUCGCAAGAAUUUUGCGACAUUUUAGUUGGCGCAGAUGAAAUUAAUUCUCCAGUACGAAAACAGCGAUUAUCCGAAUUGCAAAUUUUCGAUUAUGGAGUAACUCAUGUUAAUACAAAUGUUGCCGUGCCUAAGAACCUUAUGGACAGGAUCAUAAAGUUACAUGGAAAUAGUUUACUGCAAAAAUCUCUCGG